Molecule: messenger RNA, 2583 nt
Organism: Penicillium waksmanii
Lineage: Eukaryota; Fungi; Ascomycota; Eurotiomycetes; Eurotiales; Aspergillaceae
Exons: 1
Coding region: 1-2583 (860 amino acids)
Biological process (GO): glucan catabolic process
Molecular function (GO): beta-glucosidase activity
Source: RefSeq, a predicted model, not a curated record
AUGAGCGACCCAAAUGGCCUGGUCAAUGGACUCCUGUCGCAGCUUUCCCUUGCUGAAAAAUGCGCCCUACUUUCUGGCAAGAAUAUGUGGGAAACUCUCGAUCUACCUCGACUGGGCAUUCAGUCUCUCAAAACAACUGACGGUCCGGCCGGAGUACGGGGCGCGAAGUGGACAGAUGGAUCAUACACCACGUUCAUUCCCUGUGGAAUAUCCUUGGGUGCGACAUUUGACAGACGUAUCGUCGAGCGCAUCGGUUCUGUUCUUGGAGCAGAGACUCGUGGCAAAAGGGCACAUAUCCUCCUGGCGCCGACAAUAAACUUGAGCCGAUCCCCUCUGGGUGGUCGGAACUUUGAAAACUUUGGAGAAGAUCCGUUCCUGACUGGCAUUAUGGCCACUCAGUACAUCAAGGGUAUCCAGAGCCAAGGUGUUGGCGCAUGCAUGAAACAUUUUGUCGCCAAUGAUCAGGAAACACGGCGCUUCAACAUGGACGAGCAGAUUGACGAACGAACUUUGCGCGAAGUCUAUUUGAAACCAUUUUACAUGGCGUUGAAAGCGGGCCCGUGGGCAGCCAUGACAAGCUAUCCCAAGAUCAACGGGGAACAUGCAGAUACCAGUCGACAUCUGGUACAAGAAAUCCUCCGCCAGGAAUGGGGCUUUGAUGGCCUGGUCAUGAGUGACUGGGGUGGGCUCAACUCCACGGUACAAAGUAUCAAAGCUACCACCGACUUGGAAAUGCCAGGACCGCCGUUGAGACAUGGUCCCGCAUUGGAAGCUGCCGUGCAGAACAAAAUGAUCUCAGAAGAGAAAGUCGAUUCUUCCGUGCGAAGACUUCUGAAGACGCUUGAAAGAGCAGGCCUCUUGACCAGAGUUCAGGAUACCAAACGUACUCCUGUUGAUAUCGGUGAAGAUAUCAAGGGAGGCGAGGAAAUCCUUGACAGGCCGGAAUUCAGGGCUAUUGCCCGCGAGGCAGCCACUUCUGGGAUUGUCCUCCUGAAAAAUGAAAGCCACGCACUACCUCUGCAGCCAGCAAACCUCACCAAAGUCGCCAUUAUCGGACCAAAUGCCAAAACUCCGACGGCAGGCGGCACUGGAAGUGCUAUCGUCAACCCAUACUACAUCACAACACCUUAUGACUCUAUCUCCGAACGGAUUCAAAAGAAAAAUCAAGCAACAAAGAUCCGAUACGAGCAAGGCAUUCUCACCCAUCUUCAUCUUCCUUUGCUUGGGGAUAUCUUGACCAGACCGGAUGGCACAGCGCCUGGAGUUCGGGUGGACUUCUAUCACGGCCACGACUUCGCAGGCGAGAUUGUCGCAACAACCUACUGGCAAAGCUCUAUGGUCUAUCUGAUGAGUGACGGAGAUAUCCCUGGAUGUUUCAGGGGAAAGCCAUAUUGCUUCCGAGCUUUGGGGCGGUUUACACCUUCUGUUAGUGGGAUAUAUGAUUUCAGCCUCUCCAACACAGGAAAAGCCAAGUUCUUUGUGAACGACGAUUUGCUCAUUGACAAUACGGAUUGGAGUCAAAUAUGUGCCAAUUUCAUGAAUUGUAGCAGUCCAGAUAAGCUGAACUCCAUGUUCCUUCAUAAGGCUACCACCUACGACUUCCGAAUCGACAAUGUGGCGGUACCUCCACCAACUCGGCCACAUGACAACACUCUCUUCCACCGGAUCGCUGGAGUGAAAGUUGGAAUGCUCAUCCAGCAUGACGAGGAAGCUAUGAUGUCUGCUGCCAUUGAAGCCGCUCGCGAGGCGGAUGUCGUUUUGGUCAUUGCAGGCCAUAAUAAUGACACCGAACGUGAGGGCUGUGAUCGCACAUCGCUCGAUCUCCCGCGAAGAACAGAUGAGCUGAUCGGGAAAGUUUGUCAAGAGAAUGCUAAUACCGUAGUCGUGACCCAAUCGGCCUGUGCCAUCACGAUGCCUUGGGCCAACAAAGCACGGGCUAUUGUUCACGCUUGGUACCAAGGACAGGAAAAUGGAAAUGCCCUGGCCGAUGUCUUGCUGGGUGAUGUCAACCCAUCUGGCAAAUUACCUGUCACUUUCCCUCACAAGCUGGAGGAUCACGGAUCUCAUAACUGGUUCCCAGGCGAUGCUAUCAAUGACCACGCUGAGUACGGAGAGGGUGUCCUGGUUGGAUACCGCUGGUUUGAUCGACAAGACAUCGAGCCACUCUGGCCAUUUGGAUACGGAUUAUCAUAUACAUCUUUCCAGAUUACCGACUUGCAGGUUGAGGGCAGGGCCGCCAUUGAUGGGUCGCAAAGCGCCAUCGUUUGCGGCACUGUUACGAACACUGGAGAGGUACAGGGAAGUGAAGUUGUUCAAGUUUACGUGUCAUCAUCUUUCUGGAUAACCAAGAAGGACAAAGCCCCCAAGUCUCUUGCUGGCUUUGAAAAAGUAUCUCUUCUGCCGGGAGGGGCCAACACAUUCCGCAUCAGCAUGGAUUGUAAUGCUGUAGCCUGGUAUGAUAUUGAACGGCAAGAUGAAGAAAACCAAACUGGGCAAUGGAGGAUCGAUCAGGGAACAUACCAAUGCUAUGUUGGAUGUAGCUCUCGUGAUAUUGCCGGCGCAGUUGACUUUGUCGUGGAAUAA